Vanrija pseudolonga is the source of this 1905-nucleotide messenger RNA. Its product is annotated as Alpha-1,3-mannosyltransferase CMT1. The transcript has 4 exons. Bases 156 to 1715 code for a protein of 519 amino acids. The record is from RefSeq and is a predicted model, not a curated record. NCBI's taxonomy places the organism in Eukaryota, Fungi, Basidiomycota, Tremellomycetes, Trichosporonales, Trichosporonaceae.
UGGCAUCAUCACAUCAACAUCUUCAAACAGCAUCAAGGCAAGCCCAGUCACCCUCGACAUUCAUUUCCCCUUCGAAUCAGAGUAACAAGCGACUCGCUUCACCCCCUUGCUCGCUAGCGCGCAAGCUCGAAACACGCUCGUAGUCCGAGCCCGAUAUGAGGCCCCUCUCGUCGCACCCAAUUUGGAGGAGGACCCCGUCCGCCGGCUCGCUCCUCAUUGGUAUCAUUGUCGGUCUGUUGGUGGCCUCGUUCUUGAGGAGAAGCGACCCCACACCAGAGUGGCAUGGCUCGUCGAGUGGACGCGUUCGUCCCACCACACACCGCCUUGGACGCGCCCAGAUCCAGCUGCCUUCCCUAAAGCAGCGAUUGCGGAUCCUCGAGCUCAUUGGAACCCUCUCGCCUCACCACACAAAGGAGUGCACGCGCGACCUGCAGGAGCUCUACGUUGAGCAGGCCAAGGACCGCUACUCGCCGCUGGUCGGCCACAAGAAGUCGUGGCAUGCCCACGGCUGGCUCGGACGCAUGAUGGGCAUGGCCGGCAAGGACCAGCUCACCGUCCUGCCCGAACAGCACAAGCAGAUGAGCCGACGCGACACGGUCCGCCGUGACCUCCAGGCCCAGCAGCACAAGUACUUCUUCGCCAUCAACCUGUACAACUCGUUCGAUGUCAUUCCCGACAUCUUCUCGACACUGUUCCGCACGGCGGCCAUCCUCGGCUUCCACAAUGUCUACGUUUCAAUUUACGAGAACGGUUCCAAGGACCAGACCAAGGCUCUCCUGCGUAUCUUUGACGCGCUCUCGCGUAGUGUCGGCCUCCGCGUCGUCAUUCGCUCGUCGAUGCGUAUCCGUGGUGCCUUCAACCACCGUAUCGAAUAUCUCGCCGAGGUCCGUAACGAGGCCAUGCAGCCUCUGCACGACCUGCGUGACAACAACAACGAGGUGUUUGACUCGAUCGUCUUCAUGAACGAUAUCCUGCCUUGCGUCGACGACCUCCUCGAGCUCAUCUGGCAGAGCCGUCGCCAGAACGCUGGCAUCACCUGCGCUGCCGACUACAUGUACCACGAUGAGAUUGGAGCGCCCGUCUUCUACGACAACUGGGUCGCCCGUGACCUCAACGGUACUGCCCUUGAGAACGCGCCUUUCGAGCAGGUCUUCCACCACAUCGAGUCCAACCACCGUUUCCAACGCCAUCUGCCUGUCCAGGUCCAGUCGUGCUGGAACGGUGUCGCCAUUCUCGACCCCGAGCCGUUCUAUGCCGCACCUCCUGUCAAGUUCCGCAUGGCUACGCUGCAGAACGGAGAGUGCUCAGCCUCGGAGUGUUCGUUGAUCUGCAACGACUACUGGUCAUCUGGAUACGGCCGUAUCAUCAUGGUCCCCCGUGUCAAGCUUGCGUACGACAAGAAGGUCUACGACAUUAUCCACCCCGAGCGCCGUAACCUCACCGCUAUCCGUGGCUACAAGCGCAUUGGAGGUGCCCCGGACGACCCGCACUCGGACCCCCAGGACCGCAGCUGGUUUGGUCCCCACGACCGCUUAUUCUCUGAGGAUGAGUACGAGGAGGUCAAGUUUACCACUGGCCCAGAGUAUGUCUGGUGCUGGGGUUGGGACGGUGCUGGUGACCUCGACGGUCCCGAUGUCGACCCCAUCUGGGAGAAGAUGCCAGAGAGGGCAUCGUCGUCGGAGACGAUUGAGAUUAAGCAUGAUCGUAGCUUCUAAAAGUGUACGAUACGGUAGGUGUCGCAGUUUAACUGGAGAGGGGAGCGCGACUGCCAUGCGUCAGGUAGCGAGUACAUAUGCUCGCCCCCCUACCCACAGCACCUGUCUGUCUACAGGACUCUCGUUUGGUUUCAUACUGCCUUUCACGCAGCCGUAUAUGGACUGUUCAGGACUGGCUCGGGAAUAGAUG